Molecule: messenger RNA, 1107 nt
Organism: Anopheles nili
Lineage: Eukaryota; Metazoa; Arthropoda; Insecta; Diptera; Culicidae
Product: leucine-rich repeat-containing protein 28-like
Exons: 3
Coding region: 1-1107 (368 amino acids)
Molecular function (GO): protein binding
Source: RefSeq, a predicted model, not a curated record
AUGGAAGGGGGAUUCAGGAGCAUAAUGCAUUUAAGCUAUCGCGACUAUAGCUCGGUGCCGGAGGAGCUUCGUGCCGAGGGGUGUGAAGCGAUUGACGAAAUUUACCUUAAGGCAAACUUGAUCCGUUCCAUUCCCGAUUGGUUUUUCCCGAAAAUGACUCAUUUGAGAUUUCUGUGUCUAGCGGGGAACAUGAUCGAAAACGUUCCCAACCAGAUUGGUCACUUGGAGUGCCUAGAGUCGUUAGAUCUAUCGGAAAAUGACCUUCAUCGGUUACCUCCUUCGUUGGGCCUGUUGAAUAAAUUAACUAAGCUGCUGCUGAAUGGAAAUUUCCUACAUCGCCUGCCUCCAGAAAUCGGACAUUUGAACAAUCUGCAGGUGCUCGAUAUUCGCAAAAAUCGCUUGACGUAUGUUCCUAUAGAACUGUCUCAGUGUAGUUCACUCGAAGAUCUCCUAAUGGACGACAAUCUUGGACUGGUGUCAAUUCCAACUCGGUUGUUCAAUCUACCCGCGUUGUGCUAUGUCUCCGCCGAACGAUGCAACCUGUUCCAGCUGCCAUUUAACAUCAACACGUCCACCUUACGCUUUGUGCUACUGUUCAGCAACAAUCACUGUCUGACGCACUGCCCGCUUGCUCUGGAACGCUUUGCGCUUCCCGACUACGACGCACUCAAGGACAAGAUGAAGCGCAUUCGGAACCCAAGCUGCUAUCGACGGAUAAAUUGUUCCCCUGUUCCGUACUGCCUUAACUUCCCAUCUGAGCUAAUAAAGAUGAAAAGUAGGCAUGCCCUGACAAUUCGACCAUACACGCUACUGGAAGCAGCCUUGCGUGCAUGUGCUGGAUUCGGAGUGCCAGUUGAGUUACUGAUGAAAUUCAACCUGCCUCAUUGCCUUAAGUUACGACUAACCUACGGUCCGGUGGCUUGUUGCACCAAUGCGUCAUGUGGACGAGAAAUAUUCACCGAAGGAGUUUUGAUGUUACUUAAGAGAAGAGAAUAUGCGAGAAACUUCGUCUUGAGUGCCUUGUUUUGCUCAAAGCUUUGUGCGGAUGGUUGGUUUCAGUACAACUGCAGUACCUACGAGGAACUUCCUUGGAACAUUCCGGUUUAG